CAGGACACCACUGCAAGUUGCACACAGGAAGAAGCGCGCCAUAUAUGGAGAAGGCGGCAAGGCGCAGUGAGGAUGCUCUAGCUGUGUUCCAGAAACGAGAGUUACAAGAAACACGUUUGCUUUGAAAAAGCUUUGGAAUAUUUCCUACCUGGAGCAAGGUGACAAUACGAUAUUUUGAAUAAUGGGUGAUGUAGACAGUGAGCUUGCUGACUUCAUUGGAUCUGUGCUGCCAAAUUCAAGUUCAAAAGACCUGAUGUUGGAGACUCUCCAGUCUUUAGGUGUGGAAACCCUGGAAGAUCUAAAAUAUGUCCAGGAGCGAGAUCUUGUUAAUGUCCUAAGGCCAAUAGAAGCUAGAAAAUUUAUUGGACGUAUAAAUGCUUUAUGUGAGAAGGAUGAAGAUAAGAUUCCUGAUCGACUUACCAGAGCUCAGCCGAAUCUAGCACUAUGCAGAGAGCCUUCACCUACAAGUGAAUACAUUGCAGAUAAUUCCAACUCUCCGCCAUCUACAAGUUCAAGUGAAAUCUCAAACCCUCAUAGACCCUUUCCAGUGGACAACAACUGGCACUUUAAUUUUAAGAUACCCUGGAGUAAAAUGCCAUCAGAAUUUACCAGAAAGCUAAAAAACAAGGAGCGACCAACAGUACGUGAAAGACGUGAACUGAUUCGACUGAUAGUAGCUGAGAUCCUGACCAUCUGCCCUUCACCACGGAAGAAACAUUUUAGUGAAAUUGCCAGGAAGAUUGUUUCAACAUAUCCUCAGUCAUUCCGAGAUAUAAUUGAAGAUCAAGUUGUAGGUAGUGGUUAUGACUCCCUCACCAAGCAGCUGCAGAAUAGAAUUGACAACAUAAAAAGGGGAAAAAACUCUCUUUUCCUGAAAAGACAGGCAUCCAGCACAAGUGAGGGAGACGACCGACCUUCCAAGAUAAGAGUGGAUACGUAUGGCUGUAUAAACUGGCACCCAAAACACCUGCCACCUAAUGAAACGGAAGAGACUCAGAAAUGUACACAAGAGGAAUUAAAGAACAUGCACAAAAACAAAAGCAAGAACACUAAAAGUAUUGAAAAAAAAAUGGUGGCAACUUUCUACACUCAGAGAAGCAACAUCAUAAAUGGAAUGGAGACCCCUGUUCUGGUAAAAGACUGGCCAUAUCUGUUCGAGAUGUGUGGCAUAAUGGUUCACUUCAAAGAGUUAACAGGUAUGGAUGUUGAUAGAAAAGUCAUUUCAAGUAAAUGUAAACGAGUCAUUUCAUAUCUCAUCUCCCAUGAGAAGAAGAGCAAAAUUGAGGACAUCUUAUCAGGCAUGGAAAUUGCUGAAGCAAAGGAAUUACAUGCUGAUCUUACUGGAUGUGUGUUGCUACUUCUGAAAUACUUUAAUGAAGUACAGGCCAAAAUGUUCCUCUUGGUUGAUGAGACAAGUCUUCCAUCUGAAGUUGAUCAACUACCCAGCACACCUUGCAUUGUUGUUUGUGGGAGUUCUCCUCUGACAGCCGGGCGCUUCAUGAUUGCUGUGGACCAGAUCGUUGUGAAAGAUGAUAUCACAAAUUGUGAUGAGGCCCUUCAAAUGAUGUUUGUGAUGUACUACUGCCUCAACAUCAGCUAUCCAGCGGAACUUGGUGCAACUCUGGAGUUCAUGCAGAGGUGCCUUUUCAAAAUAAAUCCAGAUAAAGGGACCAAGGUGGAGAGAAAAGAGUCUAAAAAACAGCAGUCUGUUAAUCCCAAGGUUCUUUCGUUGAUUACCAACAUUGCUAACUUUAAAUGAAGAGAGUAGAAAGCUUCUUGUAUUGCCAGCUUCUUCACUUGUGUCCAACACUUGUGUUCUUUUAUUAUAUUCUUUAUUGUUAAACUGUUCAUUCUGAAGUUAUUUCAUUGGUGGGUGAGUGAGGGGUGGAAAAUGAUUGAACAGUGGACCCUGGAUGGUAUUUUAAUAUUUCAAUUCAAUAAUGUUUAGUUUAGUUAGUAAUGUAGGAUGCAUGUGUAGGAAUAAAAAAAAGGAAUCAUUACUGUAAUUAAAACAGUAAAACUAAUUAAUGGUUAAAAUUGGUUAACAUUAAUGCUAAGAUGUUGUUAAUGGUGUCAUGAUAUU
Molecule: messenger RNA, 2083 nt
Organism: Clarias gariepinus (North African catfish)
Lineage: Eukaryota; Metazoa; Chordata; Actinopteri; Siluriformes; Clariidae
Exons: 7
Coding region: 182-1759 (525 amino acids)
Source: RefSeq, a predicted model, not a curated record